This is a messenger RNA of Aspergillus niger, 1629 nucleotides long. RefSeq lists its product as hypothetical. The transcript is spliced from 10 exons. The coding region runs from base 1 to 1629 and encodes 542 amino acids. The record is from RefSeq and is a predicted model, not a curated record. Lineage: Eukaryota; Fungi; Ascomycota; Eurotiomycetes; Eurotiales; Aspergillaceae.
AUGAGGAAGAGAGGGGGGAAAAGAAAGCAACUGGUGCCCAGGAUGGGGAAGAGAGACAAGUCCCGCUCCCCCGGUGUCCGGGUGGAGGCGUUGCUACUUCAGGCUUGGUUCAGGCUUGGUACCGUCGUAGCUUCAAUUUGGGCAAGGUUGUACUGCUCCCGGGCUGCUAAGGUACCUCCUCAGUACUACUUGGUUACUACUCCUACUUACUACUUACUUACCGUAAUCCCCUUAUCCAUCCGUCCAUCCUACCCCAAGUCUACCUUUCUUUCCCUUCCGCGCGACCGCGUAAGUAUGAUUAACCUUGUCGGUCCAGGGUUCAAUCCCAAUCCUUACUUUACUGGAUCGGCUAUGCAGGUUAACCUAGAUCUUACCGGGCGCUGGUCUACUUCCCACCAUGGACAAUCCAUACUUCUUACAUACCUGACUAGUCAUGCCUGUCGCUCUAAGCGCUUCUCCACUAUCGGGAAAGCCACGACUACUGACUGUUCUGGAUGCGGGUCAUUGAUACUAAAUGGAGGGACAGUCUUUUCCCGGCAGGCCCUCGCAAUGUCACUGGAUGGACGACCUCCUGCAUUGGCGGCUGCAAUCUCAGCUCUCGUUUCCGUUGCUCCGGGGAAGGCAGUCGAUGAUCAACUAGCGAACAACCAUCUCGUUAUUUCCCUUCCCCCCUCCUCCCACUACACGGGGACUCCUAUUCACUCCGGUACACUAUUGCGACGCUCCCGUCUGCCAGGUGCUGAUUGUGACCUUAGGACUGUAGUCGACUCGGUGGUCACCUCCGACAGCACUGUGCUCAUUCGUAACCAUGGUACGCCAUGGCAUGACAUAGCACAGGGAUAUAUUAGCGGCGUGAUCCUGUGGCGUCCAGCCGACCAACAUCAUCUUCAUCGGGCUCUGCCCCAGAUUCGUUCACAAGCAGACGGGGGGUUGAAACUUUUGGGUUUCCGGGGGAUGGCGGGACGGUAUCACAAGAACACUCGCCAAGCACCCCGAUCGGAGGGUCUGAUUUCUCAGAGAGCAAUAUGGGGAGGUGAAGUAGAUAGUAGUCAAGCUAAUCAUCAUUUAGCUACACAAACCACAUGCACCUCAGAGAUAGAUCGCUGUGAGCAUCCCCUGGACCAAGAUACUACCUCAACCUCGGUGGGCGGUCCAAUGAGACGCCUAUAUCACUGGAUGUGGUGCUGUUCGCGGAAGUUUCACUCAAGCCGGAUUAGGGACCCCCUGUAUGGCCCGCAGCCAGUGCCUGGAGGGCUGACCAGGAAGAUGCAGCACACCCAGGUUACGGCUAUCACAGGCAUAAGUGAGUAUAUUAUAGUCAGUAGCAAGUCAAGCUGGGAAGAGUGCUUGAUAGUUAUUGCUGUUGUUCAUUUGCCAUAUCCGCAGAGGCUACGGAACGUUACGGCAGUACUUUCCCUAACGAGGAAGACUGUGGCCCAUUACGCCAAUGAAGCUGCCCGUGACUUGCCCAUCUCUCAACAAUGCCGAAAAGGGGAUUGUCUGCUAUUUUCGCCCUCUCGGGACAAUCGGGAUAACCGUGGUACUGCUUGCUGGGGUUCGGCUAUCGCUGCCUGGCUCUUUGCUCCUUCUCCCCGUUCCCGCGGACAUCUCUCGGACCUAGGCUUUUGA